CAGUGGAAAGUGUCGGAAAAGUUGUCUCAGCCUAGUCUGUUUUCUAGAAAAUAAAGAGAGGGAGAGUGAGAUCGAACGUAUACGUAAUACGCCGCACCUUACGUAUACGCAACAUGAUGCUUUCCCGCCGUGAGUGCGAGAAAAUAUUGAAAAAUGCACAAAAUAGUGCCGGGAAAUCCAAACUAAUGGACUAUACUGUCGUUAGGGAUCUCAGUGCGAUCGGCUAUCUGGGGGAUUACUAUGUACUCACUAUAAGCUAUUGCUAUGAGGAAGACGAAGUCGUUAGAGAUAUUAAACUCUUUGUAAAAGCUAUGCCGCAGCAAAGUGCUGAAUUGGCUAAGGAGGAAAUUUUCCAAAAAGAGGCCUGGCUUUACGACACACUCCUAAGAAAAAUGCAAACAUUUUCCAAGAUAAAAUGGAGCGCUGAUUGUGUAUACACUCGAAAUGAUUUAAUGGUCCUGGAGGACAUUAAACUGAAGGGUUUCAAGGCAGCUGGGUCCACAGAACUCAAUGAGGGUCACAUGCAACAAUUAAUCAAAUCAGUGGCCUCCUUUCAUGCUGCUAGCUUGAUUUACGAACUUCAGACGAAAACCAAUAUAGGUCAAACCUAUGGGGAUCAUUUGCAGGAGAUCACUGUAGCCUCGGAAAUAGCCUGGUUCACCACAGGACUCUCCGCUGUCCUGGCUGCAACUCGAAGUCUUCCUCAAUAUCAGGGAAAUAGGGAACUAGCUUUUAUAGAUAACGAACUUUUGAGCAUACUGGGGGAAAUCUAUGAGCAGGUGGCUCCUUCGAAAAAGUAUAGAAAUGUACUCUGCCAUCGCGACCUUUGGGCGGGUAAUAUUUUCUUUCCUCCCGAAAAAACUGGACCCGCGUUGUUGAUUGAUUUUCAGACCUGCCGCUACACUCCCCCAGCAUUAGAUUUGAGCUUCAGUCUCUACAUGAAUUUGGGUUCAAGGGAUCGCAAGAAAAUGGAGAUGAAAUGCAUUGAUUUGUACCACAAACAUUUAAUACAGAAUCUAUCAGAUUUUGGCCUGAAAGAGUUAGUGAUCGCCAAAUCGGAGCUGCUUGAAUCGUUUGAAGAAUUCCGGUUAUUUGGAGUUGUUUACAGAGCGGUCGCUGCUACGGUCGUAAAAGUUCCCACCGAGUUUGUGACGAAUGAUUUCAAGUAUGUGGAUCGGAGCAACGUGAUACUCUCCUACAUGAAAACGAACCACGAGUUCAGGACCUACAUGGAGGAAUGCUGUGUGGAUGUCAUGGAAAUGGCCUUGGCCAGGGCAAGCAUGUGAGGGAAUCUCGUUUCCCGAUACUGCCGAUAAGGAAGUGUGCCGUGAGAGACCGGCUCACUGGCGAUAAGAACUCAUGGUAAAUAAAGCUAAACCAAAUAAAAGCUUAUGAUCGAAA
This is a messenger RNA of Drosophila rhopaloa, 1401 nucleotides long. RefSeq lists its product as uncharacterized. Lineage: Eukaryota; Metazoa; Arthropoda; Insecta; Diptera; Drosophilidae. The coding region runs from base 114 to 1286 and encodes 390 amino acids. The transcript has 3 exons. The record is from RefSeq and is a predicted model, not a curated record.